Tauraco erythrolophus (red-crested turaco) is the source of this 2514-nucleotide messenger RNA. The record is from RefSeq and is a predicted model, not a curated record. NCBI's taxonomy places the organism in Eukaryota, Metazoa, Chordata, Aves, Musophagiformes, Musophagidae.
AUGUUAGCCAUGGAUGUAGCACUUUCUCCCAUGAGGACACAAGAACUGGAUCCCAUGCCGUCUGAUGCAUCUCCCAUGCUUAUAAACAUGACUCCUACAGUGGAACAAGAUGGGGAAGGGGACGUCAUGAAGGAGCUUGAUUCUGGCCAGCAGUAUGAAAAGCCUCCUCCUCUACACACUGGGGCCGACUGGAAGAUUGUUCUCCACUUGCCAGAAAUUGAGACCUGGCUUCGGAUGACGUCUGAAAGAGUCAGGGAUCUGACCUACUCUGUCCAGCAGGACUCGGAUAGCAAACAUGUGGAUGUGCAUCUAGUACAGCUAAAGGAUAUUUGUGAAGAUAUAUCUGACCAUGUUGAACAAAUUCAUGCUCUACUAGAGACUGAGUUUUCCCUGAAGCUUCUGUCUUACUCUGUCAAUGUGAUAGUUGAUAUCCAUACAGUACAACUACUCUGGCACCAGCUACGUGUUUCUGUUCUGGUUCUGAGAGAGCGUAUUCUCCAGGGACUACAAGACGCCAAUGGAAACUACACCAGGCAGACUGAUAUUCUGCAAGCAUUUUCUGAAGAGACUAAGGAGGACCGUCUUGACUCUUUAACUGAAGUUGAUGAUUCUGGACAGUUAACCAUCAAAUGUUCUCAAAAUUACUUGUCGCUGGAUUGUGGUAUUACUGCAUUUGAACUAUCUGACUACAGUCCUAGUGAGGAUUUGCUUGGUGCUCUGGAUGAUAUGACCUCCAGUCAAGGGAAAGUGAAAUCAUUUGAAUCCUGGAAUUACAGUGAGAUGGAAAAGGACUUUCCAGGACUUAUCAGAAGUGUGGGUUUACUUGCAGUAGCAACUGAUUCCAUUGCUUCCCAGUGUAAUGAAGCAUUAAAUGAGAAAGAAACCUAUGUACCUCUUUCAGCAGAAGAUGGAGAAGAAAGCAAAGACAGGAAAACACCACAUGAGCUCUCACUAGCAUCUUCUUCUCCCAACUCCUCUCUUUCCAAAGGACCUUGCUCUGAAGAUGGUGUUUUACCUACUGACAGCAAACCAGUUUCCACAUUAAAAAAAACAGAAUGCAAUCUACCACAGCACACCAGUGAAAAAAUCAAACACACUCACUGUGAAAACUCAACUCCUAAGAGAUCCAUAAGAGACUGCUUUAACUAUAAUGAAGACUCCCCUACUCAGCCUACAUUGCCAAAAAGAGGUCUAUUUCUGAAAGAUGAUGUGUUUAAAGAUUAUAUGGAAGCCAAUGAUUUAAAAAGGCAAAUCUCCCAGAUAGUUAAAAAUGAAAUGAGUAGAAGUACACCUUCAUUGUUAGAUCCACCAGACAGGUCCAAGCUUUGCCUAGCUUUACAGUCACCCUACAAUAACAGUCCAUCUGCAGUUAGUCAGUCAUACGAUUGCUUGAAUAAAAUAGGUGAUAGAAAUAUUGAGUACACAAUAAAUAAUCGCUUUAAGGACAGUCCCAUAAGUCUAGGGAAGUCUACUUUCUACACCUGUAAAGAAAAAUCAAAGCACAAGAAGGCUCAUGACGGUCCAGAGAAAUUGAAAACUGGCGGAACACCUGGAGGUGUGUCUAAAAUGGUUCCACCAGUACAAGCCAAAAAAAGAGGACAUUCUUCUCUACAAAAUGGAAUUACUUCUCAUAACUGUCAGUCUCUGGAGGAGACAGAAACAGAUUCUUCUGCAUCAUCAGAUUCUUGUAACCAGAGAGACCCAAAUGGGCAAUCACAAGUUAAAAUCGAGCCUUUUAGUUCACCAACAUGUAGCCAAAAAAGUGCUUCCUCAGCUGCUUCUGAGUUUACCAACUCAUCACCACUUCUACUGAGAAGAAAGAAUAAUAAAAACUUCUCCUCAACACCAAGCUAUACUCAAAAAAAUAGUAAAGAUGGUGAGGUCUGGUAUGGAUCUGACGAAUAUUUAGCACUUCCUUCACAUCUCAAACAGACUGAAGUAUUAGCUUUAAAACUAGAAAAUUUGACAAAGUUACUGCCCCAAAAGCCCAGAAGAGAAACUAUUCAAAACAUUGAUGACUGGGAGCUGUCAGAAAUGAACUCAGAUUCAGAAAUGUAUCCAACGUACCAGACAAAAAAGCACAAAAAAAUGGGUAGAAUUUCACCAAGCUCUUCAAGUGAUAUAGUAUCCUCCUUAGGUGACAGUAUUGAAUCUGGGCCUCUCAGUGAUAUUCCUUCUGAUGAAGAUCUUUGUAUGCCUGUAUCUUGCAUUAAAAAAUACGUUGAGGAAAAGUCAGAAAGGACUGCUGUCACUCAGCCCACUGAGAAUGAGACUUCUGCCUCAAACAAAUCAGCUUUAAUUCAUCAACUAAUGCAAGAUAUACAACAUCAAGAGAAUUAUGAAAGCAUAUGGGAAAAAAUUGAGCUGCAGUUCAGUCCUGCCAGGACGAAGGAACAGGAACCAGCUGUAACAACCAGCUGCAGCUGUAAACAUGAGCUUCCUCUCCAUACCCAUCCUCUCCUCACCUACUUUAGAGUGUGGAUUGAGCUCCUGACACCAAUUAAAGGUCGUUAG